Molecule: messenger RNA, 957 nt
Organism: Papaver somniferum (opium poppy)
Lineage: Eukaryota; Viridiplantae; Streptophyta; Magnoliopsida; Ranunculales; Papaveraceae
Exons: 2
Coding region: 1-957 (318 amino acids)
Source: RefSeq, a predicted model, not a curated record
AUGGCUAAUACCAUCAGUGGAGAAUGGAUUGUUGUGGGUGAUCUUAAUCUUACUCUGAAUGCAUGGGAGAAGAAAAGUGUUGGGUGUUUCAAUAGUUCUGAAGCUGAAAAAAUUAAACAAAUAUUACAUAUUGCGAGUCUUGAAGACUUAGGGUGUGUGGGGUACAAGUUCACAUGGUCCAACAGAAGAGAGGAUACCGGGUUGACUGAAGCGAGACUGGAUAGAGGCUUGGAGAAUGCGAUUUUUUUUGGUCAACAUAAGAAUGCAAGUAUUAAACACAUGGUAGCGUCAUGUUUGGAUAUCAUAACUACCACAUGGAAAAAGCCUGUUACAUGGAGCAAUGCCUACAGAAUUGUCCAGAAACUAAGCACAAGAAAGAAAAAAAAUCGGAUAUGGAACAAACAUUCUUUUGGUGACAUCAGAUUUAACAUUAAUAAAUCCAAAUUCAACCUUAAAAAAGCCAUCUCAAACCCUAUCACCAAUAAUAGGUCAGAGAUUAAACAAUGUGAAGAAAAUUUGUCUAAGUGGUACAAGGUGGAAGAGAAAUUCUGGAAGGACAAAAGUGGGGAACAAGAAAUUCAGUUGGGGGAUAGAAAUACUCAUUACUUUUACAAGAAAACUCAGAAAAGAUGGCGAAGAAAUAGAAUUGAAGCAAUAAAGGAUAACCAAGGCAAUUGGGUUGAAGGUAAAGAAAGAAUAUCAUCCGUAAUCACAGAUCACUUCAGUAAGGUUGCUUCUACCUCGAAUCCCAGUCCCUGCGACAAUUAUCUGAACAUGGUACAUGAAGUUCUAAACCAAGAUGACAAUGACAUGCUCACUCAACCUCCAAACUUGGAGGAACUAAGGAAGGUAGUAUUCUCCAUGAAAUCUGAUUCGUCCCUAGGCUGGAUGGUUUCACUCCUAGAUUCUUUCAAAAGAACUGGAAGUUGGUUAAAAAUGAUAUGUUUAACAUGGUAA